This is a messenger RNA of Lotus japonicus, 945 nucleotides long. RefSeq lists its product as uncharacterized. Lineage: Eukaryota; Viridiplantae; Streptophyta; Magnoliopsida; Fabales; Fabaceae. Bases 342 to 737 code for a protein of 131 amino acids. Gene Ontology annotation, molecular function: metal ion binding. The record is from RefSeq and is a predicted model, not a curated record. The transcript is spliced from 4 exons.
UUUGUUAAAACCUUGUAGUCUUGUACACAUCACUACUACAACUUGUACAAGUUCAGCUUGGCUCGCUUCUAUGAAGCUGAGCCAAGCCAAGACCCUCCUUAAACAUCAUUAGUGAAGUUGAUUCAUUGAAUUAGCUUAAUGCCUGGUUUAGGAAGCAAACUAUGAAGGAAUAAUUCCUGUGAAGAAAAGAACAACUAAGCUAGCACUAUGUGGGGCUGUUUCUGCACGAACAAUCUUUGUCAACUUAGGCAUACAACCUUUUUCACUUUACUAUGCUGUGCCAUCAUGUUCAGGAUGGGAUUGAAGCUGACAAACCUAUUAAAUUUAUAUAAAGGAUCUUUAUGGUAGGCUGCACACAUAUCACAGGUAUGGCUUUUGAAGAUGGUGCCAAAAAGGAGAUUCAGGAAGUUGGUAGAAAAAUCUCUAUUGGGUCUAGUCUAGCAUCUAUGGAGUCUUUGUCCAUGCCACUGGUUCAGGAGGUUGUUCUUUCUGCAGACAUGCAAUGUGAGAAGUGCCAGAAGAGGGUUACUGAUAUUAUUACAAAAAUGAAUGUAGAGACAGAGUCUGUGGUGGUGAAUGUGUUGGAGAAGCAAGUGACACUCACUUUUAGAUUUCCAACUGUUGGUGAAGUAAUCAGUAAGCAAAUUACUCGCAUCAACAGGAAUCCCCUCCCUAAAAAAGUGGCCAUUAUCAAAAGGAUAUUUCGCUCUUCCAAAGGAUCCACAUGUGCACAAUGAUAUUUUGUAGAUUAAUUUGGCAGUGUACAGAAGAAAGAUUCUAUAUUCAUGAUUGGAUUUGAUUUGUGAUUGCCUAACUAAUUUGCCACAGAAGAAAGUUUCUGUAUACAUGAUUGAACUUGAUUUGUAGUUGUUUCAUGAAUUUGAUUCGCUGACACACACAUAGAGACAAUAGGAGAAGGAUUUUAUUGAUUUAUGUUUAAAUAAA